AUGGAUACUGUUCAUCAGCUGCAGAUACCCCAGCAUCAGCUGCAGAUACCCCAGCAACAAGGCGAUAAACAAGCACUGAUCGCGUUCAAGUCCCUCAUAACCGCAGAUCCCCUCAUGUCCUUAGCCUCCUGGGAUUACUCUUCCCAUUUUCACAACUGGACCGGGGUUGCAUGUGGCCCAAAGCUCCAAAGGUUCAGGGGUUUGAAUCUCACACAACUCAGCUUAGCUGGGACCAUAGCUCCCCAACUGGGAAACCUUUCCUUCAUUACCAUUCUUAAUCUCUCAGUAAACUCAUUCCAAGGAGUGAUUCCCUCAGGGCUGGGAAAUCUUGAAAGACUCGAAAUCUUGAAUGUGAGCAACAAUCUUCUCGGAGGGCGAAUCCCAGACGGUCUUUCUAACUGUUCCAAACUCAGAAACCUGGCUUUGGACCAUAACUACUUGAUAGGGACCGUUCCAACCGAACUAGGAUCACUUCCUGAGCUUCUCAGGUUGUACCUUGGCAGCAACACUCUAAAAGGUACAAUCCCAUCUUCUUUUGGAAACUUAACAUCCAUGGUUGAGAUAGUUAUGUCUUACAACUACUUGAGUGGUGAGGUUCCUAGCACAAUAUCCAUGUUGAAAUACCUCAAAAAUUUGAGGUUUCCUGUAAAUUACCUCACCGGUGAAUUCCAUCCUUCACUCUAUAACCUCACCGCGCUCGACUUUUUAGCCCUCCCCUUCAACAACUUGACUGCUAACAAUUUCUUCACCGGCCCUCUUCCUGAUUCGUUCCCUAAUGCUUCAAAAUUCGAGAGCGUUGAGCUGAGCAGCAAUAACUUCUCCGGGACAAACUUAGAAGGAGGCAUACCAUCAUCCUUGGCAAAUUGUAAUCAACUGGUCUUUAUUGAUGUUGCAAGGAACAAUCUGAGAGGGAUCAUUCCUCAAGAAAUCAGUGGCAUGCCAAGCAUUCUGUCAUUUAAUGUGUCGUACAACUCCUUCAUUGGUCCCCUGCCUGAAAAUUUUGGAAACAUGAGCCAUCUUGUUAGAACUGAAAUCUUACAACAGAUUUUAUGGUCAGAUUUCAGACAGCAUAGGCAGCUGUUUGGAAUUGAACAUUAUCUGCUUUCAAGGAUAUUCUUUUGA
Messenger RNA from Salvia splendens (bonfire salvia), 1122 nucleotides. Its product is annotated as probable LRR receptor-like serine/threonine-protein kinase At3g47570. The record is from RefSeq and is a predicted model, not a curated record. Bases 1 to 1122 code for a protein of 373 amino acids. The transcript is spliced from 4 exons. Lineage: Eukaryota; Viridiplantae; Streptophyta; Magnoliopsida; Lamiales; Lamiaceae. Gene Ontology annotation, molecular function: protein binding.